Molecule: messenger RNA, 1661 nt
Organism: Misgurnus anguillicaudatus (oriental weatherfish)
Lineage: Eukaryota; Metazoa; Chordata; Actinopteri; Cypriniformes; Cobitidae
Gene: mymk
Product: myomaker, myoblast fusion factor
Cellular component (GO): membrane
Source: RefSeq, a predicted model, not a curated record
UCAAAAAGAUUUGGCUGAACUAAACACGCAGAAGAGUGCCUCCGAGCUUUUUCCAGCAAUCCAGAGGUCCAUUAUUUAAGUCAGAAUGGGAGCGUUUAUCGCCAAGAUGUUGUUGCCCACCAUCAGCAGUCUGGUGUUCUUGCCUGCAGCCAGUGUGGCUGCAAAGAGAGGCUUCCACAUGGAGGCCAUGGUCUAUUUCUUUACAAUGUUCUUCACAGCGAUUUACCAUGCAUGUGAUGGACCAGGACUGUCCAUACUCUGUUUUAUGAAGUAUGAGAUACUGGAGUACUUCAGCGUGUAUGGAACAGCCAUCUCUAUGUGGGUCACACUUUUAGCACUGGGAGAUUUCGAUGAACCGAAGCGCUCAUCACUUACAAUGUUUGGGGUGCUGACUGCAGCUGUGAGGAUCUACCAAGACAGAUGGGGCUACGGCAUCUAUUCUGGUCCCAUCGGUACAGCUGUCUUUAUGAUAACAGUUAAAUGGUUGCAAAAAAUGAAGGAAAAGAAAGGGCUUUAUCCAGACAAAAGCGUUUACACGCAACAAGUAGGACCGGGAUGCUGUUUUGGUGCUCUUGCUUUAAUGCUUCGCUUCUAUUUUGAGGAGUGGGAAUAUGCUUACGUCCACAGUUUCUACCAUGUGUCACUGGCUGUUUCUUUUAUUCUGCUCCUGCCCAAGAAGAACCGGUAUGCCGGGACGGGACGCAACGCGGCCAAACUCAACUGCUACACCCUCUGCUGCUGUACAUCGCAACCGCCAAUGAAAGAGAAAGCACGGACUGUCUGGACCACUCCUCAAAAACUCUGGAAGCGGACCGGUGGUCCUGGCCUACCAUUACACAAAUCUCAGCCACGCACCAUGUAACGCAAGAAACUGUGUCUACUGAGAGCAGCCUGACAGUGAGGACAGUUAUACGACCUCCCAACAGGCCAAGUAUGCUUUGGACAACUUAUUCCCAAGGAUUGAAUGAUGCCCUGCUUGUCAAGUGUCUGUAGUGAAAAACGGGUUUUGAAGACCUGGUCUUUAGGACCAGGAGAAGCGAUGGCAGAAGAAAGGACCGAACGUACCGUAAAAGUCCAGCUGGAAAGUUUACGAGUUAGAAAAACAGCAGACGUGUUAUCUGUCCAAAAUGAAUAAAGGUUGCUCAGUAGGGACCACUUGUCUAUGAUCGUUUAAAUGAUCGUAAAAAGGCUAUUUAAUUCUGUAUAUUCAAGUGUUUGUGCCAGACAGGUCAGACAUCAUCUGGAUACAAAUAAAUGCAGACUCAAAAGAGUCAAACUGUUUGAUAUAUAGUGAAGUGGAUGGAAGUACAGUGAGAAACUUUAAAAUUAUUCAUUUUUUUUUACAUUUUAUUUUCUCUACCCUGUUUUUAAGUUUAAUCAACUUGACGAGUGAGGAGUUGCUAUAAAUUUUAUAGAAUUAGCUUAUUUCAACUUUAUUUUUAUAAUUUAUAUAAAACAUAAUUGUAAAUUCAAGUACAACAAAGACAUUUUUACAGUGUAACAAUGUUAUGUAUGUAAAUAUAUUUAUUUAUUGCAGCACCAUUGUUGAAUUUUUUGUUUGAGUGAUUUAAAAUUUUUAAGUGCAUUAAAACUUGACAUUUUUAAAUAAAGAAAUGAUUUGUCUUUUGGGUUUAUUAAAGUAUACUCUUAAUAACAGAUGU